AUGGGGAAGCAGCGCAUUCUUGAGGUCAAAGUGAUCUCCGCAAGAUAUCUCCACAAAGUCAACUUCCUCCGCAAGAUGGACGUCUACGUCGUCGUUUCCAUCUCCGGCCACCCCGCCACCAAGCAGAAGACCCCUGUCGACCGAGGCGGCGGCAAGAACCCCUCCUGGAACUCCUCCUCCGCCAUGCGAUUCCCCAUUGACGACGUCGUCCUCCGCCAGACCAUGGUCUUCAACCUCCGCUGCCUACGCACCCUCGGCGACGAGGACGUCGGCGAAGUGCACGUGCCGGUCUCCGAACUCGCAGCCUCCGCCACCUCCGGCAAAUCCCAGUUCGUCACGUACCAGGUCCGGAAGCCAUCGGGCAAGCCCAAGGGCGAACUCUACUUCUCGUAUCGCUGGGCCGACACCACCGCCGUGGCGCCGCCGACGGAAGCAAAGUUUCAGGAACCCGUCAAGCUUUAUCCUGAUGUGGGCCCCAUUGCUGCGUACCAUCAUCAGCCUCCGCCUCCGCCGUAUGCGGCUGCAACGAUCGGGCAAUAUCCUCCAGCACCCGAUGGAUAUUCGGCUGACCCGAUGGCGGGAUGUGGGUACGGGUACGGAUAUCCGCCACCAUCUCAGGGUGGAUACUUGUACCCGGCGCUUCCGCCGGGUUACAUGUAUCCGUCGCCGCCCCUAACAUACGGGUGUCCGUAUGUUCAAGAGUCAAUGAAUAGUUAUAAUAAUUUCACAUACAGAUAUUAG
Messenger RNA from Diospyros lotus (date-plum), 741 nucleotides. RefSeq names its product protein SRC2-like. The record is from RefSeq and is a predicted model, not a curated record. Gene Ontology annotation, biological process: defense response. The coding region runs from base 1 to 741 and encodes 246 amino acids. The transcript has a single exon. NCBI's taxonomy places the organism in Eukaryota, Viridiplantae, Streptophyta, Magnoliopsida, Ericales, Ebenaceae.